Paramacrobiotus metropolitanus is the source of this 1263-nucleotide messenger RNA. RefSeq names its product jerky protein homolog-like. Lineage: Eukaryota; Metazoa; Tardigrada; Eutardigrada; Parachela; Macrobiotidae. Gene Ontology annotation, cellular component: nucleus. Bases 197 to 1015 code for a protein of 272 amino acids. Gene Ontology annotation, molecular function: DNA binding. The transcript has a single exon. The record is from RefSeq and is a predicted model, not a curated record.
GACUUGAAUGCAGUGCGUCGCUGGGUCCCUCAGUUGCCAACCAUCCUGUACAGAUACAGAAUUGUCGCAAAUCUCACGGUUCUUAUGGACCUGCCCACUGGUCCACUACGUAGAGAAGGGAUUUUUGCGCUUGAACGUUUUAAUUUUUAUUGAGUUUUUUAGUGGUUAACAGGGAAGAACUUGGCUUUUAUUCACCAUGUCUGAUGACUACCAAGUUGUGGAAGUCAGUGCAGGUCCGAAAAAGCCCCGGAACCAUUUGACCCUGGAGAAGAAGCUGGAAAUCAUACAAGCCGUAGAUGAAGGCCUCAGCUAUCGCCAGAUCGGGACGAAAUUCGGCAUUUCCCAUUCUAGCGUGACGGCUAUCCUGAAGGCGCGUCGCAAACUGGAGCGGAUCGUCAAAGAAGACAGACCAGUCAACCGAAAGCGCAUCUUCACGCGCAUGCGUUUCGAACGUGUGGACACUUUGGCGUGGCGGUUUUUCAGUGAGUGCCGCACGCGACACUUUCACGUCUCCGGUGUGAUGCUCAAAAGUAAGGCUAAGCAGAUUGCAGACAACUUCGGUAUCAGUGAUUUCGCUGCGAGUAAUGGAUGGCUGGAGAGUUUCCGUCAGCGACACAAUAUUUCCUUCCGAAAUCUGGCCGAAGAAGCUGGCUUUGUGGGCCUGAACGAUGACGUCCGUCCCGAAGUGUACGAUCAGAUUUUACAUGAUAUCAUGGCUUCUGCGGGUGCUGAGACGAGUUCGAGUGACGAGUCGGAGACAGAGCAAGGGCCUGCGUCUGUAUCGCGGACGACGACUGUAAAAUUAAAGGCGACGGAUAGCUACAAGGAUGUUUUGCGCUGCUUGACCAGGAUCGAGCACUUUGUGGCCGGUAAGAACUGGAGAGGAGGAGAACUGCUCGAAGCUUUGAAAACUCUGCUUAUCAAAGAGCGCUCAAAAGAACGGAAAAGGCUUAAAACUCCUGUUAAAACGCACAUAAUGCUACCUGCCGAUGCGGUCACCCCACUUCCGGAAUGACUGUGGUCUUUUUGCAAACCUGAUUUUGGUGCAUUAUUUAUUGUUAAUUGAAUCCUGAUUUCGUUUUUUAAAUUUUCUGGGAACUAACGUAAAUACAUUUUUUACACAUACCAUAAUCAUAAAAUAUCAGCCUAUGCAGAGACUGCAGACAAUAUUGUCACUCCUACCAUUUUGAAAACUACCCAUAAUUUGCAAAGUGUCAAAGUGAUGAUGCAAGUGUUGAAAUUAAACUGUUAAAGAACUGAAAA